This is a messenger RNA of Eutrema salsugineum, 2199 nucleotides long. RefSeq lists its product as uncharacterized. Lineage: Eukaryota; Viridiplantae; Streptophyta; Magnoliopsida; Brassicales; Brassicaceae. The transcript is spliced from 2 exons. The record is from RefSeq and is a predicted model, not a curated record. The coding region runs from base 1 to 2199 and encodes 732 amino acids.
AUGAACGCCUUUCUGCAAAAAUUUUACGAUGAUGCCAGGUCUGAGGAACUGAGACUGAAAAUCUUGACAUUCUCUCAAGGACAUACUGAGGCAUUCAAAGCUGUUUGGGUGAGAUUCAAAUUGUACCAGCGAGACUGCCCCUAUCAUGGCUUCAGCAAUGUGCAGCUGUUAGGUAUUUUCUUCAGAAGUGUUGAUUGGAGGUAUAAGAUGGCUCUUGAUACAGCGAGCAAUGGAAACUUCAACACCAGAUACCCAGCAAAGCUGUUGUACUCAUCGAAAACUUGGCAUCUAGCAAUAAUUGCUGAGGUGAAGGCUAAGCUUGACUCUGUGCAUAGCCUUCUAGUGGGUAAGAAGUCUGUCAGAUUCGCACAGGAAGUGGAGAGUUUCGAACCUGAGGAUGAAGCUGAGGAGGAAGAUGUCAACUUUGUCAAUGGAUCAGGGUUUCAGGGUCAGAGGUUUGGUAAUCAGCAAGGUAACAGAAGCUACAGUGGAAACAAUCAGAGGAGCACCUUCAACAGUAAUCAGAACUUCUCUGGUUACACGCCUAUGCCUCAAUACCAGAAGCCUUAUUCCAACAACAGUUUUUCCAGAAACUACAGCACUCCUUCAGCUCAACCUCAAACUCCUGACAAUGAGGUGAAGUCUAUGUUGGAACAGAUUCUGGAAGGACAGCAGAAGCUCACCGUGGACUUCAAUGGAAAGAUCGAUGCUCUCUACCUUGAUCUGAAUGGAAAAAUCGAGGCUUUGAACACCCAUAUGAAGCAGCUCGAUACGCAGGUUGCUCAAACUGCAGGUUCUGUUAAAAGGCAAGAGGGUUUUCUUCCUGGAAAGACUGACACCAAUCCGAGGCACCACUGCAGUGCCAUCACGUUGAGGAGUGGUAAAAUUUUGAUUUCUGAGCCUAAAAAUUUUUCUCCAGCUGCUGAGGUCGUGGAUUUGGAAGAUCUUGAAGAAGUUUCUGAAGUUGCAGAGCCGGUGUUGAGUGACACCACAACCAGUGUCACGCGUCACCAAUCGCAAAGCAAAGCUGAUAUUGCUCCAAGACCAAAAUCUGCUGAGAAAAAGGUUUACAAACCUAAGGUUCCUUACCCAAGGAUCCCUAGGAAGUCCAAGCAAGAGCUAGAUGAUGCACAGUGCAAGGCUUUGAUGGAAAAGCUUGUGAUUGAGAUACUCUUGGUUGAUGCUGUGAAAAUCACUCCUGUUAUCAGGCAUUAUGUGAAGCGAAUGGUGACCAAUAAUAUCAGCCAUGAACAGGGAGUGAUGAUGAUUUCUGAGCAAGUCAGCGUUGUGAUUCAGAACAGGAUUCCAGAGAAGUUGUCUGAUCCAGGAAGCUUUGUCUUGGAUUGCUCCAUCUUCACGGAGAGAUUCAAGAGAUCGCUGUGUGAUCUGGGUUCAAGCGUCAAUCUCAUGCCGUAUUCAGUCGCUGUCAAUCUCGGCAUGACUGAUUUCAAGCCAACAAGGAUCUCUCUUAUCCUAGCUGAUCGAUCGACGAGGACACCUGAAGGAGUGCUGGAAGAUGUUUCAAUCAAGGUUGGAGAUUGCAUGUUACCAACCGAUUUCAUUGUCUUGGAGUAUGGAGAGGAACCUAAGGAUCCUCUUAUCCUUGGGAGACCUUUUCUAGCGACUGCAGGUGCUAUCAUCGAUGUGAGGAAGGGCAGAAUUGCGUUGAAUGUUGGAGAUUUGGUCAUGAACUUCGACGUGGACAAGCUGAUGAAGAAGCCCACCAUCGAUGGUCAAAACUUCUACGUCGACACACUCACAGGCUUCGCAGAGGAGAUGUUCCAGGAGAUGCAUCCUGCAGACCCACUGGAGAGAACCCUGAUCUCGUCUGCAUCUGAAGCAGAGCACCUGGACGAAAUUACAGCAUCAUAUGUCAAGAUGCUGGAUGCAAGCGAGCAGGUGAUGCAGUUGGUGGCUCAAGAGGAACCGAUAGAAGUUCCUGCAAAAGCCAAAAAGCUCAGCGAUUGGAGUGAAGAAAAAGCUUCUAAGCUUGAACUCAAACAGCUUCCUGCAGGGUUAAGGUAUGCAUUCUUGGGACCUAAUUCUACUUAUCCUGUUAUUGUUAAUGCUUCCUUGAACAAUGCGAAGCUCACUUUACUGCUAAGCAAGCUGCGCAAGUUUCGCAAAGCUCUUGGCUAUUCUCUUGAUGAUAUUUCUGGUAUCUCUCCGGACCUGUGCAUGCAUCGUAGAGAUAGCUGA